UUCUUCAUCCCUGACCACACAUCUCUGAUAUUGUUUUGCUGGAGCUUGCUCUCCAUACUUUUAAUACUCCAAUACUUUUUAAUAUAUAUACAUUUUUCAUUUAAGAUGAAAAACCUUUAUCUGUAAAUAUGCUCUAUCCAGAACUCUUCAAGUGGCAUAACCUUUGCGUCACCAGGUGCAACUCCUGUAAAAGAAAAUCUCCUAUUAAGCACCUUCUCGCUAUCCAAUGAUUAAUCAAAAAAAUAGUCAACAGAUUAAUCGAUUAGCAAAAUAAUCGUUAGCCGCAGCCCUAGUCUAGAUGUGCUUCAUUGUAAUGUGGUAGACAUGUAUAAAAACAAGAAACGUUCCAGAAAGUUUUUUUAAAAAAUAGUUUACUGAAGUAAAUGCUAUUUAGGCCUGCUUCCAGUAAAAAAAAAAAGAUACAUUUAUUACAAAUGUUAUACCUUAUUACAAUUUCUUCAUAUUUUCUUUGACAAGACAGCUUUGCCACAUGUUAAUUUCACAUGCAGAAUUUGCUUGUAAAUAAUUUCAAUAUUCUUACUAUAUUCCAUGACGACGCUGUUGGAGGAAAGGCCUGUGUCCACCUUUCCCAAGGUGGCAAAGCAAAUCUGCAUAUUAUGCUAAAUAAACCUGUAACCAUGUCAACAAGUCAGCCAAUGAAGCUCCGUUUUCGUCACACACCAGGAAGUCAUGUUUAUUGAACCUACCGGCUUCUUGAAGUUAUAUCCCGUCCUAUGGUAGCGCCUUCUGUGGGACGCACGAGAGAUGUUGCUGCUGGUGCUGAGCGCUCUCCUCCUGCUCUUCUGCAACCUGGAUGUGUGGUACUUUCUGAGGGGGGUCCAGGUCUUUGUGGAAGCAUGGUUCCUGCCCAGAAUAGAGGAUAUUCUAGCUGAGCAAAUUAUAGAUGGUAUGGUCCUGCCCCAUGAUUUAGAUUACCUGGGCCACAUGAACAACUCUCGAUAUCUGAGGGAGUGUGACUUUGCCCGCUUCCAUCACUACAUGAGAAACGGGUUGUUCAUGGCCUCACGCAAACUUGGGGCCAAAAUGGUAGUAGGGGCCUCCACCAUUCGGUACAGACGCUCCUUGGCCUUCCGAGAGGCUUUUGAGAUCCGGACCAAAGUGCUGGGCUGGGACGAGAAGGCCUUUUACUUAGAACAGCGCUUCGUAUCCAAGAGAGAUGACUUUGUAUCCGCAGUCAUGCUUUGUAGGCAGAAUGUGGUGGGCAGUAGCCCAGAAAGCAUAAUUGAAUUUAUCUAUAAGAAGCAGAUCGAAUGUCCACAGUUUCCAGAGGAGCUGAAACACUGGAUCAGCUUCAUUUCAGCCAGCAGUCAGGCGCUGAGAGCAGAGAGUGGCCUGGAGGACAAGAACAAGUGAAGACACACACAAGAUACUUUGGUAUCAUGAGUGGAGACGCAUAUCUCAGCAUUGCACACAUUCAAACAUACCCACACCUUUUUUAGAGAGUUUUAGUUGACCUUAAAUCCUUGAUGUAUUCUGAUUUGGGGCUGGUCUUACUCACUGUUUAUUUAUUUUUUUUGGUUUGUUUGAUGUGAAAUACUGUAUUUACUGCAGCAAAAAAAAAAAAAAAAACUUGAACUGGGUGUAACAUUCACUUUAAAAGGAAGUAAAUCCAGAACAAAGCUUUAUCCUUGUGAGUUACCAAGUAGUUGACUGCAAGUAGAUGGGUUUUAGAUAUCUUUUGCCCCUUUUCCACUUUCUCUGUGUAGGCGGUGUGGCUCCACUCCACUCGCUCUACACGACACAGAACUGGUUGUGUUUCCACUGACCCACUGACAGCUGGAGCUAUGGCGGCUGAAGCCCCUCCUUCAGCCGUCAGUGUAGUACACUGUGCUGCUAUUAACGUUACUGUGUGACACUGUCACAUUAAAGUAAUGUGUCAAAGGGUACAUAAUAAAAACAAAUAAAUAGAAAAUGAAUCCAUAAAAAAAAUACAAAUAAUGUUGGUAUUAUUGUAUAUGUAAGAAUGUCAUUUAUGUUUUUUUCAUGAAUAAAAUGAUCCACUUGGAUAAUUAUCUGGCCCACAGCCCAGCCAGAACUUGUAAGGCUGAGGGGUUCUGAUGUGAGGGGGAGUGUGGCAGAGUGGAGAGAUGCUGCUGUCUGGACUGGUAAGGUCCAAAGUUUGCCUACACUACAAUUAUAAUUUUAGACCUUAAUGCAGUAGUUUUUGUCUCAGCCAUGGUAAUAAUGAGGACAAGGACUUUAAAGUGCAAAACCACGGUGAAGUUAGUUUUAGGUUGGUGCUCCAUGGUUUUAGCUGGGUCUUCCUCCCAUUUUACCCGAUGCAGGCAGUAUGAUUAUGGACAGCUCCUCUCUGCCUGCUCCCUCCUCCUGCAGACGCUGGUUCGCUUAUUUUCUUUUCUUUUAGUCUUCAGGCAUGGUUUAUGAUUUGUAAAUAGUAAAAUUAUAUUCGGUAUAACCCACUCUGGCCAUUGUGGCCACUUGAGUUUUGUACCUCAAUGAAAACCUUCUCUUUUCUCCUGGUCCCAUGGCCGAUCAGUGAACAGCAGUCUGUUGACGUCUCAUGUAGUCCCCAGUCCCGUUGAUCGUACCUGCUCAGAAGCGGGGACCGGUACAGAAAUACAACAUUAAUGAAAACGCUUGCAAAGCGGGCCGAGUGCAGUGGAGCUGCGCUAAAUCGAGCCGGGGGUAAAGGGGCAUUUUUUUCUCAUUUGGAAUCUUUGAACUUCAGAUUAGCAUGUAGCGCAAACAUUAAUAUUCCGCUGGCAUAAAUGCAUGUUUCAAAACAAUCAGAAUAUUUUUCAAGCCUGUUUCUUAUAGUUUAGUAACAGAGAGUUACAACAGAAUGAAAACCCAACAACAUGUUAAAGGUAAUACUUGAAGGGAUUAAGCAUGUAAAGAGGAAUCCUGUGAUCAGUAUUUUUAAACAGGCUAAUGUCUGUUAACAAUCUAAAAUGGAAUACUUGAUUUAAAAUCUACAUAAACACCUUUUAUCAGCACUUUAUUUUAGUAAAUUGAGAAAAACAAAAACGCUAUUCUAAAAAAGAUGACUUAUUUGUUGGAUCUGCAUAGGAUUUUAAAGAGAAUGCUUUUGAACUCUUGAUUGGCAGGUAUAAUGAGCAAAGGCUAACAGAGGUUGCUGGCAACUUUUCAAAAUCUGCAACGCACAAGGAAGACCGAGUGUUUGAGUGCUCUCAUUGAAAGAAUAAUUUGAAAUGUGCAAACUUGUCAUUUAUGCAUCAGAGCUUCCUUUUUGUGACCAAAUUAGUGUAUUGUCCUUAGUUAGAGAUAUUCGAUUUUUAAAAAUGUAUGCCUAACCUUUUAUGUAUUCAUGCUGUCAGUGCAAUGUUAAGAAAAUCCUGGUUAAUACCUUGAAGUUUGAAGAUAAAAAUUAUAUGUUUAUUUUCCAUUUACUGUUCUUUGAUUUAUGGUAACUGAUAUAUUUAUCAAACAUUAUUUAUUAUGUUUGGUAUUGAUCUUAAUGCAUUUUAAAAUAAAAAUGCACCAAACAUUGUUUUUGGGUCAUUUUAACUACA
Girardinichthys multiradiatus is the source of this 3515-nucleotide messenger RNA. RefSeq names its product protein THEM6. The record is from RefSeq and is a predicted model, not a curated record. Bases 766 to 1374 code for a protein of 202 amino acids. NCBI's taxonomy places the organism in Eukaryota, Metazoa, Chordata, Actinopteri, Cyprinodontiformes, Goodeidae. The transcript is spliced from 3 exons.